This is a messenger RNA of Knipowitschia caucasica, 384 nucleotides long. NCBI's taxonomy places the organism in Eukaryota, Metazoa, Chordata, Actinopteri, Gobiiformes, Gobiidae. The record is from the annotation of a GenBank genome assembly.
AUGCUAGAAGAUUAUGAUUGCAGGCCCGGGCCCCAGUCCCACGCUCACAGAGACUCUCUUCAGUUCACAAACGACGACUUCCAGACAGAGGGCGAGUCCAAGGGCCGGUGGGCGGGCAUGUCCCCCAGAGGAAAGGUGCUGCCUCUGGGCAAACGCAGCUCCAAGUUCUGCUCCACCUGCAGCAGCUUCUCCAACCACGUCCAGCGCACCAGCCCCAUGAGCCGCCGCGGGCAGAGGGAGCUGCGUGGGGGGUACCGUCCUGGGGAUAUGGCUCUGCUGGGUCUGGUGAUGGCCGCUCUGCUGCUGCUGUGUCUCAUCGUCAUCGGGUUACUGUUGCCCCAAGUCCUGAAGGGGGACGGCCUGGGGAAGAUCUGCCAGGUCUGA